AAUCGACACAAAUAUUUUGUAUAAACAAAAUUAAUUGUGUUUAAUAACUGACAUUUGUGCAUUGAAACUAAGCAACUGUCAACUGUUUUUAAGACAAUUUAAAUAUAAAUACUCAAAAACAAAAACAAAAACAAAAAGAAAAGCAAAUAGCAGCUAAGCCAAUUAAAACAAAUUUACAACAAUAAAUACAUUAUACGUAAAUUUUAACUUACGCAAGAAGCGAACAAAACAAAGAACAAACCACACAACCACUGAUGGCAACAACAGCACCCACAAGUACUAUCGCCGUCAUUAGCGAGCCCAUAAAGAUACCCUUAGGUGAGCGCUUUUCUACGCAGCUAUCGACUGGUUCUGCUGACAGUGGUUGCAUUGUGACAUCAUCUUCAUCGGGUAUCUCCCAGAAGCCGUCAUCACAGUCAUUAAACAUACGCAGUAGCUCGGGCUCAUUAAGCAUACACGGUCCUAAUGCAAAAAGCCAAUUACAAAAAUUAAAACAGCCCGCCUAUAAUCAACUACUCUCACAGGAUAGUGGCAUUGAUAGUGUUGGCGCUGGUAAUGCUUUAGCACGCGAUGGUGAAAGUGAUUCUACAGCAAGUUCACAGCAACAACUUAAAUCUACACAAUGUUCAAGUUCAAGCAGUGAGUCAUUAAGUGGAAACUCUUCAGGUAUAUCAUAUACUAUUGAAUAUGUCGAUAAUGGCUUCACAAUUGGUUCAGUGCCAAUGCGGCGACAUAGAUACAGAAAUUCAAAUAGUACCGGUACACAAGCUGCAUUGGAAGAUCGUAUCGAUGAAGUUGACAUACCUGAUGAUGAUGAUGAAGAUGAUGAUGAUGAUGAUGAAGAUGAAGAGUUUAAUGAUAAAGAAAUCAAAGUGGCGAGUACGCAAAAAGAAGAGAAAGAGUUAGUUGUUAAUGUUGACAACAUUAAUUCGACUGAUAACAAACAAAUUACUACUACUAUAGAAAGCGAUAACAAUAAGACUUUAAAACAAACACUAGUACCAAAAGAAACUGCAAAUACAAAUGCCAAUGAAACAAAGCCGACGUCAAGUGUAUCCAUCGAAACUACUCAUAAAUCAUCAAAUCAAACCAAAAAGAAUGAAAAUCAAGUAUUGGCCACAGAUGGCAAUUAUUAUUUUCCAUUAUUAAAAAUAUCUGAAGAUCCAUUUAUUGACUCAAAAUUAAUCAAUAAGAAAGAUGGAUUGCAAGAUACCAUGUACUACCUUGAUGAAUUCGGUAGUCCAAAAUUACGUGAAAAAUAUGCACGUAAACAGAAGCAAAAAGAAAUAAAAAAUGAAAAGGCCAAAUUGAAGAAGAAAGAACGUGAAGGGCAGGAGCGCAAGAAGCGCACCACAAUGGCCGAUACAGAUGAUAUGAAUCUUUCGCAGGCGAAUAAUGACGCCAUUGUAAGCACCACCAAACAAUCCAAAACCUUAAAAGAAACUGACUGUGAUAAUAGAAUUAUAAGUGUUGAUCAUGUUAAUAAAAAUAGUUGUAAGCAAAAAACCAAUGACUUAAAUGAUGAAUUAGAAGUAGAGGGAACCUUACAGACACAAAAUUCAACAAAUUCAACUGUUAAAUCAACAACGCCAUCUUGUGUAAGCUGGAAUAAAGUUAUGCAGAAAUUUAGAAAUAUUAUAGGUAAGCAAGUAUAUAUAGAUAUAUAUCUUUUUGUUAAGUUACUGCAAAAAAAAACCGUCAAAGUGAUUAAAACGGGGGUACGUCCGCGUAAAAUUAUAAAAAUUGUACGCAAAAAAAAGAAAGCCAAUGGCGUUGGUGGCAGUGAAACGGAUACGGGCUCAGAACGUAAAAAUUCAAAUGCCUCCAUACAACGUUCAUUUGACGAUGCCAAUGAAGAUAAUAAUAUAAGCACAAAUAAUAAUGAUAACAGUAUUAAAACACAAAAUUCUAAGUUACCAUUAAAAUCAAAAGUAGUAAAUAAAAGUAAUAGUUUCAGUACAAAUAAUUCUAAUUCCAAAAGUUCUAAAUCGACUGAUACAGGAGUAACGUCAACAACGUCUGAAAGCGAUACAUCGGACACGUCAGCGACAACCGCAACUACUUCUAGUACAAAACCUUCAUCACGAACUACAACAAAGUCAAAAUUAAAUGGCAACAAAUUAUCUAAACCUGUCACGCGUACCAACUCAAAACGAUAUGCAGAUCCAAGCAUGAAACAGCUUAUUGGAAAAUUAAAUGAUUUAUGGCCUGAACACAGUGUUGCACUUUCCAUUCCAAAACAAAUUGAUGAAAGUAAAGAGAAAUUAGAAGGUUGUUGGGAAACAGAAGGCAGAGAUGGUUCCAAGGUUACUACAGUGGUUGCAACACCCGGCCAAGGUACCGACCGUGUACAAGAAGUUUCCUACACAGAUACAAAGGUGAUUGGCAAUGGAAGUUUCGGUGUAGUCUUUCAAGCUAAACUAUGCGACACAGGGGAGCUGGUAGCGAUUAAAAAAGUUUUACAAGACAGACGAUUUAAGAAUCGUGAAUUGCAAAUAAUGCGUAAAUUGGAACAUUGUAAUAUUGUAAAACUUUUGUACUUUUUCUAUUCGAGUGGUGAAAAGUUUAUAUCUGUUAAAAUUUCUUUUUAA
Teleopsis dalmanni is the source of this 2591-nucleotide messenger RNA. RefSeq names its product MATH and LRR domain-containing protein PFE0570w-like. Gene Ontology annotation, molecular function: ATP binding; protein serine/threonine kinase activity. Lineage: Eukaryota; Metazoa; Arthropoda; Insecta; Diptera; Diopsidae. The transcript has 7 exons. Gene Ontology annotation, cellular component: cytosol; cytoplasm; axon. Bases 255 to 2591 code for a protein of 778 amino acids. Gene Ontology annotation, biological process: signal transduction; negative regulation of canonical Wnt signaling pathway; protein phosphorylation. The record is from RefSeq and is a predicted model, not a curated record.